CGCAAGCGCAUGUCACAACCGUGGAGGCGAGAUAGGCGCGGCGUCAGGAGCGACGUGUACUCACAGACAGCACAAGGUCUGUUCAUUCACCAAGCGGCAUCAUUCUGUAGCCUAAAAAACGACUGGAAGAAGCCUAGCCAUGGAUUUCACUGGAAAGAACCAUUUCUAUGCCAUUGACACAUGGUUAAACUCUGCAGUGGAUAAACUAUUUGGAGAGAGAGAUCCGAGAGUACGAGGUUGGCUGCUAUUGGACUCCUGCACACCGACUCUGGUCCUCACCUUCAUCUACCUCCUGAUAGUCUACUUGGGACCGAAGUACAUGAAGAACAAGACGGCUUACUCUCUGAAGAAUGUAUUGCUGUUAUACAACUUCGGUGUCACCAUGCUUUCCUUCUACAUGCUGGUGGAGCUUAUUUCAGCAACCUGGUCGGCAGGCUACAAACUGAAAUGUCAAGGGCUGUUCGAUGCAGGGGAGGGUGACAUCAGGGUAGCGAAAGUGUUGUGGUGGUACUACUUCUCUAAGCUAAUUGAGUUUCUUGACACCAUCUUCUUCGUACUAAGAAAGAAGAACAAUCAGAUCACCUUCUUGCAUGUGUAUCACCACGCUUCCAUGUUUAACAUCUGGUGGUGUGUUCUCAACUGGAUCCCCUGUGGACAGAGUUUCUUUGGACCCACACUGAACAGCUUCAUCCAUGUGCUGAUGUAUUCAUACUACAGCUUGUCCACCAUUCCCUCCAUGCACAGAUACUUGUGGUGGAAACGCUAUCUGACACAAGCCCAGCUGGUUCAGUUUAUAUUAACUAUAACACACACAUUAAGUGCAGUGGUUUUCCCCUGUGGUUUUCCUCUGGGCUGCCUGUUCUUUCAGUCCAGCUACAUGGUUACACUUGUUAUCUUGUUCAUCAACUUUUACAUGCAGACAUACAGAAAAAAGCCAUCCAGAGAUGACAAAGCUAGAGAGAUGAUGAGAAACCAUAUAAACGGAAUUUCAUCCUGUGUUAAUGGAGCUAAACAUAAGCUGCAGUGAUGACAAAUCAUAACUCUUCAAAAAUUUAUCUUUCAUGUUGACUAAUCUAAUAGCAGGGAUAAUCCUCUUUAAUUGUAAUAAUGUAAUUGUGCUUUUUAUAUAGAGUACUGUUUUUAACCUUUUGUAUUAUGCUUUUGUUUGUUCCUCUCAAGACUUGACAGUGUUAAUGAUUGUAGUGCUGUACUGUACCUCUGUAUAGAAGUGGUACACUCAAUAUCUUGGGCAUUUGGAAAUAAUCUCAAUAAUAUAUUGAGAGCCUGGGAAAUUCUAUAAUCCAAAAUUACACAUUUCCAUCACUAUCAAUUGUGACUCAAAACCACGUUCAUCUAAGGUUAUACACAGUCCAGAUUGCUUUCAUUCAGAACAAUUUACAAACACAUUACCAUUAUUAUAAUGCUUGGCUGACCACCACAAUAAUAUAGUGAAUUCAAUCAGUGGACAAAAGACCUGUCCGGGAUCAAAUUUACAUGUUGUAAUUUCCUGGGUUACAGGUGCUCCUCUGUGACUUUAUUACCACCCAGAUUGGCCAUUUUAGUAUUUUUCUCUGUCCUCCUCUAAGAAAAUAACAGGCCAAAUUACUGUUUUUCACCAAACACAGUGGUUGUCUGAUAAUUUUAUUCUUAAUUAUUAUAAUUAUUAUGUCUGGAUGCACCCGUCUAUGCAGAUGUUGCUUUGGAAAAAUAAGUGUUAGUUAGUCUCAUAGUGCACAUAUCAGUGACCCUCCCCCAGAUAUUAAACACUUAAUGAGUCGUGAAACAAAAAAUGGAUGCUUCUCAUAUACUUUGUAAUUAUUGUUUUAUUGUAUUUUCAAAUUGUUGCUGGAACUUUGGUUCAUCCCAAAGUGAAAUAAGAGCCAGCGUCUCUUCUCUACUCCAGUGCCUCUACAACUGCUUGGACACCAUGUUGUGAAUGUAGCAUGAUCAUUUGACCAUAUGGUGCAAACAUACAGGCUCAUAGAAAACACAACCCGCUAGAAACUGACUGCUCCUGUGGUAAUUUUAUUACUGUGCGGAUGCGAGAUUUUUAGCACUGAGGAAAUAAUUGAAACAUUGAUUACCAACGUCUUCCUAAACUAAUUCUGUCUGAAUAGAGCCAAAGAGUUCUUUUGGACUACUGCAACAUGAGUUGAAUGUAUGUCCAGGCUGUGCAUACAUUCAUAAAGACUUCAGAUAUUUCAAAAACACAGUGCCUUGCAGAAGUAAUCAAAAUGUCUGGUAUUGAUUUUAAUUAAUUUGCUCCUAUCAUAAUCAUAGAUAUUCAAAACUCAUUUAUGAAAAAAUUACAUAAAUCACAAUGGUGUUUAUAUUGCCUUUUUGUAACGCAAGCCCCAAGAACGUAACUACCUUUACUUUGCCUGAACAUUGCCCUGAUUGAUCAAUGUCCUGGUGAAAUGUAAUUUUUGUUUUAACUCAGAUAUAAUUAUUCAUUGUCUUUCAGGAAACUGAAGCAAGGUUUCAUGCUGUACAUACACAGUUAUACCUACAUAUCUUACUUCCAUUUUAGCACUUUGCAAACAGAACAGAUUACUAGCAGUUGUUGCAGUACAUUAAAUAUCAUAAUUAUUAAAUUAUUUGUAGACUAGAAUAUCGAGAAUAUAAAAGGUAUAAGAUUUCAAUUUCAUGGUAGAGAACAAUAUCAGUAUAUCACACCCUAAUGUCACUGGUUUUAAAAAUGACUAUCAAUACACUAUUUAGUGUUCUCCCUUCAUUUCAUACAGACCUGAGCUCUCCUACUUGUAUUUAGGGCGAACAGUGUACUGUAUGAUUUUUUUUUUUUUUUUUGCCCUACAUACCUCAUCAUACACAAAUUAUUUGGCUCUACAUUUUAUAAAGAAUGUUGGACUAAUUCUAUUUGUUGUAGCAAAUUUUACUUUCUCUUGAUCUUUAAAUUCAAUCAGUUAGUUUCAAAUCUGUGAUUCUGUAAUCUAUUCUCUAAAAAUAAAGUAGUAUUUGUCAAAUCAAUAAUUUCUUGAAUUUUAUAAUGGGUAAAGUGCAGACCUUCAGGAGUUUGUUCACUCCUAAUACAAAUUCUUCUACAAGAGAUGUUCAUAUUUCACCACAGGAAAGGCUCUGAGACAGGAGCACUAUCAUACCAGAUUUGAUGCAAAGUCACAAAUCAUGUCACAAAUCAUGGAAGUUUUCUCUUUGAGUUUGUUUUUUUUUAAAGCUUAUUGUGCUACAAUGAAUAUAUAUUUGGAGAGUUUAUAGUCUUUUUCUGCAUUCAGAAGCUAAAUUAUAGUUGUGAUGUUUUAAACAGUGGUAUUUAUGAUAGAGAUAUGGUAUGGUAGAAACAUGUUAAUGGGGCAUGCCUGUCCUGCAAUAACACUCAAAUUAGUCAAGUUAUUAAAGCAGAAUAACAAAAACAAAUGCAAUGCACAAAUGUAUAUCCCUAUUUCCAUCUUAACUGCUGUUGUAAUCCUUCUUUAGUUCAAUUGAAUUUUGUUAAAUGACCUUCUGGAGGCUUGUGGAAUCAAGAAAAAGAAAACUAUGUUUCGAGACAACUAUGUUUCAGGAGCUAAACUUUCUCAGAUGAUGUUUGCAUCUAAUGUUACUCCCUUUUUAGUGGAAUAAAUGAUAGACAGUGCUAUUUACAAACAUACAGGAGCAAUGAAUAUUUUAAUUUAGCUACAUUCAAAUUGGGUUUUAUUUAGUCAAAUAUGAACUAAUACACCUAUUCUUGACAAUUAAGGAAAUUACUUUCAGUGUACU
Pangasianodon hypophthalmus (striped catfish) is the source of this 3735-nucleotide messenger RNA. RefSeq names its product ELOVL fatty acid elongase 2 (gene elovl2). Bases 140 to 1027 code for a protein of 295 amino acids. Gene Ontology annotation, biological process: sphingolipid biosynthetic process; fatty acid elongation, monounsaturated fatty acid; very long-chain fatty acid biosynthetic process. Gene Ontology annotation, cellular component: endoplasmic reticulum; endoplasmic reticulum membrane. The record is from RefSeq and is a predicted model, not a curated record. NCBI's taxonomy places the organism in Eukaryota, Metazoa, Chordata, Actinopteri, Siluriformes, Pangasiidae. The transcript has 8 exons. Gene Ontology annotation, molecular function: fatty acid elongase activity.